AUGGAAAUUGUUCAUGAUCAAAAAUAUUACGAUUCUAUUGCCUUACAAUUACUAACAUUAUUAGCCCAAAAUUCACUUGCAGAGUUUCAUAUUCAAAUUGAAUCAUUACAACAAGAAGCUCAUUAUAAUAAUAAUAUUAAACAAGUUAUUUCUAUGGAACAAUUCUUCAUAGAAGGAAGAUAUAAUCGUGUAUUAGAAGGAGUUCAAUCACUUCAAUUAGGAGAUAUUUCAUCAUUGUUACCAUUAUUAAAACAAACAUUAGUAGAAGCUGUUGCAGCAACAAUAGAAACAGCUUAUCAUAUUCUUCCAAUUGACUAUACUAAGAAAGUAUUAAUGAUUUCAAAUGACUCAGAAUUCAAUGAAGUAGUAGCAAAUCAUCAAUGGAAAAUUGAAGGAAAUCAAAUAAUUUUUGAAUUACCUAAAGUGGAUAAAAAGAAAGGAGAGACAUUAAGUUCUUUUGAAAACAUUUCUGAUUCACUUUCCUUGAUUAAAGAAAUGGAUGAAAUGAUGUAA
Molecule: messenger RNA, 513 nt
Organism: Entamoeba nuttalli P19
Lineage: Eukaryota; Evosea; Mastigamoebida; Endamoebidae
Product: proteasome regulatory subunit, putative
Exons: 2
Coding region: 1-513 (170 amino acids)
Biological process (GO): proteasome-mediated ubiquitin-dependent protein catabolic process
Cellular component (GO): proteasome regulatory particle; cytosol; nucleus
Source: RefSeq, a predicted model, not a curated record